AUGAGUAAAGUGACUAGAUCUGAACGAGUAUCUGGUGCUCAGAGAAAAGAUUUAUCAAAAGAAAGGAAACAAGUAUUUAAUCCGAAAACUGCAGAGAUACAUGAUGAAUCUUUUGCCAGUACAUCGGCAAAAAAACUGAAAAGUCAAGAAGAAAAAUACGUGCCAGAGGACGGUACUCUUCAAUAUGCACUUAUAGACUUUUUUUUAGUUUUUUCUACGCUAUCGACAUUUGUGAAGUGCUCGAAUGUAAUAAAUGAAAAUGGAGAGGACAAAGUGUGCAAUGGCAAAGUGAAUUUUAAACAGUGCGUUAAAUUUGGUCUAGGGUUCAAAAUUGUGGUGGAGUGUGAAAAGUGCCAACCCAGAUACAUUUUAUCAUGUGCGAAAAUUGGUAAAUCGUAUGAAGUAAAUCGCCGGUUUAUCUUUGUAAUGAGAAUAUUAGGCUUAGGACUUGCCGGAUGCAAAAAAUUUUGUGGCCUAAUGGACAUAAGUUGUUCUUUUUUAAAUAAAUCAACAUACGACUUUUAUGUUGAUAAAAUUCAUGAAUGUGCCAAGAUGGUCGCCGAAUCACUUUUUUUCUCUGCUGCAAAAGAAGAAAAAAAAUUAACGUGUGAAGAAAACGAUAUUCAAGAUACGACAGAUGUUACCGUGUCAACAGAAUUUGAAGAGUGGCAAGAAGAACAUAUUGAAAAAAACCAAUGUAGCGCCAAUCACCAAGGACCAGCUGGUAAUAUGGAAGUUACAUCAAUCGUUGCAAUGUUUCAACGAUCUUUCGAAAAAUACGGCCUCAAAUACAAAAAUUAUAUUGGUGACGGGGACUCCAAAACAUAUACCGGAAUAAUCAAUGCAGAACCUUACGGCAAAAACUUUUUAAUAACCAAAAAAGAAUGCGUAGGCCAUGUGCAAAAGAGGAUGGGCACCCGCUUGCGCGAUUUGGUGAACAAAACUGUAGAAGAAAAACAAACCAAGGCCGGUAAAACAAUAAGGAAAAAAACUCUUUCGGGCAAAGGCAGACUGACUGGCAAAUUAAUUGACAAGUUAACUAUUUAUUACGGUCUAGCUAUUAGAAGAAACUCUGAUUCGGUAGAAAAUAUGAAAAACGCUAUAUGGGCAACUUAUUUCCAUUACACCUCCACAGAUAAAAAUCCACAACACAACAAAUGCCCAAACAGCCCUGAUUCAUGGUGCACUUGGCAGCGUGCUUCAACUAUGAACACACUGUCCUCAUUCAAACAUGAUUAUAAUCCACUACCAAAUGACGUUUCUGUAGCUAUCAAGCCCAUUUACGAAGAGCUCAGCAAAGAAGAGCUUUUGGAGCGUUGCAUCGGUGGCUUUACGCAGAACAACGAAAGUUUCAACCAAUUAAUUUGGAAAAUUACUCCAAAAAUACUUCCUGCUGGUUCGAAAAUAGUUGAAAUCGCUGCAUUUGUCGCUGCUGGCACCUUCAACGAAGGAAUCGCAGGUUUACUACUUUUUAUGCACGGCAUGGGUGUUAAACUUGGCCGAAACAGCCAUGAGUAUGCCCGAAAAGAGGACGAGAAUCGCAUUCGAAAAGAAGACGAGAAUCGCAUACUCGUAGCCGAGAAAAAAGCCGACGCUGGGCCUCGAGAAGCUAGGAUCCGUCACAGACACGAGCAAAAGGAUGCCCUAGAUAUUGCCGCUGCAGCAGGUUCCUUACUUUAUGGUGCUGGAAUCGAUGAUUCUAUGUAA
Messenger RNA from Megachile rotundata (alfalfa leafcutting bee), 1707 nucleotides. RefSeq lists its product as uncharacterized. NCBI's taxonomy places the organism in Eukaryota, Metazoa, Arthropoda, Insecta, Hymenoptera, Megachilidae. The record is from RefSeq and is a predicted model, not a curated record.